This is a messenger RNA of Plutella xylostella (diamondback moth), 4304 nucleotides long. Its product is annotated as multidrug resistance protein homolog 49. Gene Ontology annotation, biological process: oligopeptide export from mitochondrion. Gene Ontology annotation, molecular function: ATP binding; ATP hydrolysis activity; ABC-type oligopeptide transporter activity. The record is from RefSeq and is a predicted model, not a curated record. Lineage: Eukaryota; Metazoa; Arthropoda; Insecta; Lepidoptera; Plutellidae. Gene Ontology annotation, cellular component: mitochondrial inner membrane.
GCUGAACUAGGGUUUGUUAAAAUCGUGACUGAACAGCGUCUGCCGGACGUAUCUUACGUACCUACAGUGGAUAUACGUCACUCGGGGAGUCUUCUUUCGUGCAAAAAGUCAAAGAUAAAUUUUAUGCACAUAUUCAUAAUUUGCCGGCCAAACAAUUUCGUACGACAAAGGAGGCGUAAUAGACGUUUUAAAAAGCUAAAUAGACUUCGGUAUAAUUUGUGUAUACCUACCUAACAUGGUAUGAAUAUGAAUAGUGCACAGUAGUGGAAGCGUCGCCGACACAGGCGCGCCGUGCAAGGCCUGAAAACAGAUCAUUCAUUAAAAAAGUUUUUUUCUUGAUGUUUUCUUUCUUGUAAAUAAACACGGAUUCUGUUCGGAAACAUGAAUAUCAAGAUCAAGGAUAAGAAGAAAGAGGCAGCGGAGGAACAGAAAACUGUAUCAUAUUUCAAAAUAUUCAAACACGCGACAUGGUACGAGGCCCUAGCUACACUCCUCGGAGCAGCCCUCGGGUUCCUCAGCGCGGGCGGCGUCUGCAUCAACCUGGUGCUGUUCGGCGAGCUCAGCACCGCCUUCGUGCAGCGGACCGCCUUCCAGCAGCAGACUUCUAGCCGCCUGCCGCUGUUGAGCUUGUUUGGGGGUGGAAGGAUUUUAUCCAACGCGUCCAACGCGGAGAACAUGGCGGCCCUCAUGGAGGACGGCGCGGCCAUCGGCGUGGGCAUGGCGGCCACCGUGGUCGUCUCCAUGGCGCUCUGCUACCUCUCCGUGAAGCUCAUCAACUGGAGCGCGUUUCGGCAGAUCAAGCGGAUCCGUCUGAUGUUCCUGAAGGCCAUUCUCCGGCAGGACAUGUCCUGGUUCGACACCGACACCAGCUUCAACCUCGCCUCCCGGAUGUCCGAAGACAUAAUAAAGCUGAAAGACGGCAUGGGCGAGAAGAUCGGUGUAGUCGCCAACCUGGUGGGCACGGCGGUGAUCAGCUUCUGCCAGGCCUUCCCGCUGGGCUGGGAGCUCACGCUGACCUGCAUGAGCGUACUGCCCUUCUCUGUGGCUGCUGCUGUGGCGUUGUCUAAUUACCAAACUCGGUCUUCAACGAAAGAGAUGAACGCAUUCAGUAAAGCCGGGAAACAAGCUGAAGAAGUAUUGAAGUCAGUGAGAACCGUCGUAGCCUUCGGAGGAGAAGAUAAGGAAGUAGAAAGAUACAAGGGCCUGCUAGAACCGGCAGAGACGUACGGUUGCAAGCGAGGACUGUACAACGGGCUCGGUACCGGCUUCAACUGGCUGCUCACCUUCACCGUCAAUUCCAUCGGCCUCGCGUACGGCACCCGGCUGGUCAUGAACGAUGUACUGAAGCCGCCUGAAGAGAGGGAUUAUAUCGUUGGAAAUGUCUUUAGUAUUCUCUUCAGCGUGUACAUGGCGACUCAGUCCAUAACCUUCUGCGUGCCUCACGGGGAGACCUUCGCGGCUGCCAGGGCCGCUGCUGCCAACAUCUUCGACAUCCUUGAGAGGGAACCAGUGAUCGACAGCCUGGAUACAACUGGUCUCUGUCCAAGGAUGAUAAGAGGAGAGAUCACUAUCGAGAAUGUAGAUUUUAGCUACCCUUCUAGACCUGACGUUAAGAUUCUCAAAGGAUUCUCGUUGCAUAUAAAACCAGGUGAAACCGUGGCAUUGGUCGGAUCAUCAGGAUGUGGGAAGUCCACUAUACUUCAACUGGUUCAAAGACUGUACGAUCCUAAAUCGGGAGAUGUCAAGUUAGAUGGGAGAAGCAUCAAGUCAUUAAAUAUACAGUGGCUACGAUCCUCAAUAGGUGUGGUUGGUCAAGAACCGGUACUAUUUCACGGCACCAUUUCUGAGAACAUAUCAAUCACGGCCCCUGAAGCAACACAGGAGGAAAUUCAAAGAGUUGCCGAGAUCGCAUACGCACAUGACUUCAUAAUGAAGCUACCUGAUGGCUACAACACGGUGAUAGGCGAGCGCGGCGCGUCGCUGUCGGGCGGGCAGGCGCAGCGCGUGGCCAUCGCGCGCGCGCUGCUGCGGGAGCCCGCCGUGCUGCUGCUGGACGAGGCCACGUCCGCGCUGGACCCCGCCUCCGAGCGGCGCGUGCAGGCCGCGCUGGACCGCGCCAGCCACACACGCACCACGCUCACUGUCUCACACAGAUUAUCAACAAUCGUCAAGGCAGAUCGGAUUAUCUGCAUGGAUCAAGGAGCAAUUGUUGAAAUGGGCACUCAUGAAGAGCUGAUGAAUAAGAAAGGUGUUUAUUGGAAAUUGGUCACAACGGGUGUUGAAGUUAAAGAACCAGAUGUAAUUGAAACGGUACUCGAAGAAGAAGAGAGUGGAAAUAAAACUAAAGAAGUUGAGGCAUCAGCGAUCAGUAGAACCGAUAUCAAAAGACAUUCAAGUAAAAGACUACGCAGACGAGGCUCUGUUAGGAGAAAGUCACAUGAUUGGAUGGCACCUAGAAACUCCAUAGCGUCGGUGAUAUCUGAAGUACAAAGUACUUACUACGGUGAAGAUGAAGUGGAAGACGAUGAGGAAAUCAAACCAGUUGGUUCUUGGGAACUGCUAAAACAAAAUGGUCCUGAAUGGUUGCUGAUAGUGGUUGGAACGAUAGCUGCCUUUCUUCAGGGAGCUUGUUUCCCCGCUAUAUCUGUCAUUAUCGGUUAUGCUGUAGGGAUGUUCAACAGCUCGGACUAUGACGCAGUGGUCUCGCAGUCCAACCUGCUGGUGGGUCUGUUCAUUGCGGUGGCGGCAGUGGCAGCCGUGGCCAUGUGUCUCCAGAGCAGCACAUUCACGAGCGCCGGCCUCAAGAUGACCACCCGGCUGCGGCUGCAGUACUUUAGCAGUCUGCUUAGGCAGGAGAUGGGCUACUACGACAAGGAGGCCAACACAGUGGGCGCACUCUGCAGCCGGCUCAGCAACGAUGUGGCUGAGGUGCAGGGCGCCACCGGGCUGCGCAUCGGACUCAUCAUGCAAGGAUUCAGCUCCGUGUUCCUCGGAGCCGUCAUCGGGUUCUACUAUAAUUGGAAGAUGACGCUGGUUGGCUGCGCUUUUUUGCCGCUGAUGGUGGGCAGUAUCUGGUUCGAGGGUCGCGUGGCGCAGACCUCCGCCGAGACAGAGAGGACCCUGAUGGAGUCAGCCGCCGGCAUCGCCACUGAAGCCGUUGUCAGCAUCAAAACUGUUCAGAGUUUGGCCGUAGAAACUGUCUUCCUCUCCAGACUGCACGACAAGCUCACAUCAGCCACGGAAGCUCUGACCAUCAGCACGCGGUUCCGUGGGCUAGUGCUGGGUAUGGGCAUCUACGUGCCCUUCAUGUCGUACGUGUGCGCCGUCGUGUACGGCGUGCACCUCGUGAGCCACGAGGGGGAGAGCUACAGCGUUGUGUUGACGGUAACCCAGAGCGUGAUGUACGGGGCCUACAUGUUGGGUCACUCGCUAGUUUACGCUCCCAACUUCAACUCGGCCAAGGCAAGUGGGUCCCGGAUCCUGUCAACCAUCAACCGAGUUCCAAAGGUCAAGACCGAAGACGGAGUCAAAGAUAGGAAGGACUGGUCAGCGACCGGCAAUUUCGCGCUCAAGAACGUAGAGUUCAGCUACCCGACGCGCCCUCACAUCCGCGUCCUCAAGGGGCUCGACCUAUCGGCGGCGGCGGGCUCCAUGGUGGCGCUGGUGGGCGCCUCCGGCUGCGGCAAGAGCACCGUGCUGCAGCUGCUGCAGCGGUUCUAUGACCCGGACUCUGGGACUAUUGAGCUGGAUGGUCGUGACAUCCACUCGUCCCUUACCCUGUCUCGGCUGCGGCGGCAGCUGGGCGUGGUGCAGCAGCAGCCCGUGCUGCUGGAGCGCUCGCUGGCCGACAACAUCGCCUACGGAGACAACUCCAGGAAGGUCUCCAUGCACGAGAUCGUCGCGGCUGCUAAGCAGGCCAACAUACACAAGUUUAUUGUCUCCUUGCCACAGGGCUACAACACAAACCUGGGCUCCGGCGGCGCGCAGCUCUCGGGCGGCCAGAAGCAGCGCGUCUGCAUCGCUCGAGCGCUCAUCCGCUCGCCUCGCUUACUCCUGCUCGACGAGGCGACGUCAGCGCUCGACGCGAGCAGCGAAAAAGCUGUGUCUGAAGCGCUUGAGGCCGCAGCUAAAGGACGCACUUGUAUUACUAUAGCACAUCGACUGUCGACCAUAAGAGAUGCUGAUCUGAUUUGCGUUGUUCAUAAAGGAGCAAUCGUUGAAAAGGGAACACAUGCUGAACUCAUAAACCUGCAGGGGCUGUACUGGAAGAUGAACCAAGGACAAAAUACUACCCACUAAGAUAA